UGCGCGCAAGUGAGCGAUUUUUGAUGCUUUUUGCCGGUGGUUUUCGCGAGAGCACAGCUGUGAACAGCUGUGUUUCGCGACCUUCGCAGGUGUCGUAAUCACCGGCGAUGAUUUGUUUUGUUGACUAGUUAGACAGGUGCGGUUAAACGGUAGCCCCGCAGUAGUUAGAAACAGAUGGCGCCGAACGCACCUGCGAAGCCGGAAGCUAUGUGGGUCUUCGGGUACGGUUCGCUAAUGUGGAAGGCUGAUUUCCCAUACAACCGCAAGCUCGUUGGUUACGUCAAGGGGUACGUGCGUCGGUUUUGGCAGGCCAGCGAAGACCACCGCGGCGUGCCCGGCAAGCCUGGACGGGUGGUGACUUUGGUGCCUUCGACUGACCAAAACGACUGCGUUUGGGGCGUCGCUUACGAAAUCCCGGAGGGCGAGAAAGAUGACGUCAUCGGCCGCCUAGACUUCCGUGAGAAGGAUGGCUACGACAGGGUGCAAGUGACGUUUUACCCGGGCAAGUCCGAAGAGAAGCCCUUUCCACUCACGAUCUACGUGGCACAGAAGGAGAAUCCUUUCUACCUGGGCCCUGCCAAUGCGUUGGACAUUGCCCGCCAGAUCCGCAGCGCCGAGGGCCCAAGCGGCUCCAACCGGGAGUAUUUGCUCUCGCUCAUUGAGUGCAUGCGCAACAUCGCGCCGCAUGUCCGCGACCAGCACUUGAUGGAAAUCGAGCAAAACCUGCUUAACCUUGAGACGAGCGGAAAAAAAACGCCGCCGUCACCGCACCUCCAGUCAACGAGCCACCACAACCAGAUGGCCGGUCACAACUCGCCUUCCGGCCGCAGCCAAUCUGCCGGUCACAGCCCAUCUGCUAGUCGCAACCCAUCGGCUGGUCACCACCGCUCGUCUAGCCGCCACGACGAGAAUCGAAGAGGGCAGCACGAUGACAACCGCCGCGCGGAGGUGGCUUGACGUGUAUGUUGACUGAGUGUGGAUGGUAGGAAUUUGGGUACGUGGACUCUUUCAUUGGGAGCCGAGACUUUUAUCUCAAAGAAAAAGCGUUCAUCGCGGGAGACCUAACCGAAUUGACGUGACAUGCUGGCAGCUUUUACAGAGAUCUUGCCUCGUCAACAAAAUGCCUGAGUACUUCUAUUCAAGAGUCAAGCGCGUCAAAGUUCAAGAAAAUUGCAGCAAGAAUCGCUCCAUCCACUGUAUUAAUGAAAAUUUGGAUCUACUAAAGUUACACUGCUGGUUCCAGCACUGCGACAGUGAGCUUUUUAAUUGGAUGUUGAGAUUUCCUUUUAAACAAUGGCAUUAGGCAUGAAAGAUUUAUGCCGUUGUCGCACUGUGCCGCUGAUUUCUGUCAAACCAAAUAAGGAUCAGAUUUAUUGACAGGUAUUUGCUCAUUCCUGCAGUUUUUGUAAAGGAACAAAUUAUGAUCAUGGAAAUUGAUACAGAUCAGGCCUGGUUGUGAUCAUGUGGCAAUGUUACCGAUGAUAUUGGUGAACAUCUAUGGAAGCUUUUAAUAAUAGUGUUCUUACAAUAGAUUAUAGAUUGUCAACAAUAGUCUGAGUUCUUACAUUCAAUACAAGUCGUGGACACUGAGGUCUUAUAAAUUUUUGCAAAAAAAUGACAGUGUAAAAAUCACUUUGAUCGUGUUGUAGUGACAAUUUGUGAAAUCGCACCAUGUCAAUAUCUAUGUCAAAACAGCAUAAACUUGCAUUGCUAGCGUGAAAAUUCAAACUCAUUUGCAUGUACUUCUGUUAGGUGUGAUAUAGAAAUGGACAAGUAUACAUUUGACGAAAUUUGGCCCACUACUAAGCUUGGUGACAAAUGCUGCUGACAAGUUCUAAGAAAUUAAUGACCUGUCGUUUAGGUGAACCUCCAUACAAUUAUACUUCAAGGGGCCCUCCAAGAUUUCUCAAGACCUCAUUCUUUCUCUAAUGGGUUUCCUAGACUGAAGGCUAAAGAGAUUAGUGCAGCAAAAAUGGCAGCGAUAGGGGCACACAUUUCAAAGUUAUUGUGUCUUGAACAUUUAAAAUACAAUAAAAUGGACGCCUACCCUCAACUCGAUUUUCGCAGGAUCACAUUACCACAUUUCUCUCGCCCUGUGAUGUGGAAUGGCUGCCCAAUAGAACUGAAAGCUCUUAGGGGAAGCUUACAUGCCAUAUUGCCCAUUAUUUCCAAUGUAUUGAUGACACUGUUGCGUUUUAAAAAUUCGAACAGCAUGUAUCAAACGAUGCAGCUCUUGGAACGCUUCUAUAUUUUGUUGUUUUACUCAUCUUUCUUCUUGCAGCGGCAUCUAUAUAUCAAUACUGUUACAUUUUUUUUCCCCUUCACUUUCUUGAAAAAACUGCGCCUAAAGCGUCCAUGGUGCAUUUCCUUCAGCGUCGGAGCAUUUGGUGCAUUCGUUGACCAGCUUUUCAUUACAGUUUUCAAGCUGAAAAAAUCUGAGAGCUUUAGUGUCUUCCUCGUUCAGUGAAAAACUGUGCUGAAUAAAAAAGGAACCUUACUGUAA
This is a messenger RNA of Rhipicephalus microplus (southern cattle tick), 2503 nucleotides long. Its product is annotated as putative glutathione-specific gamma-glutamylcyclotransferase 2. NCBI's taxonomy places the organism in Eukaryota, Metazoa, Arthropoda, Arachnida, Ixodida, Ixodidae. Gene Ontology annotation, cellular component: cytoplasm. Gene Ontology annotation, molecular function: glutathione specific gamma-glutamylcyclotransferase activity. Gene Ontology annotation, biological process: glutathione catabolic process. The record is from RefSeq and is a predicted model, not a curated record.